ACUGUUUUUGUUAUUUUCUCUCUUCUUCUUUAUGGUCAAUUUUCCUCGUUUUCCCCCAUUUCUACUCCGAUGAAUAAGAUGAAAAAACCAACGGAUUCCGCCGGUGCCGGCGGUGUUAUGCCACGGCCAGAUUCAACACUGAACACCGGAGUAGUCCGACCAGAAUCUCAACAGUCGGAAUCGCAACCAAAAUAUUCCCCGGAAUUGAUCAUUGCCAAUCUCAGCAAACUCUCGGAUGGUCUCUUUGCGUUCCAGCGAUGCUUGACUGACCUAGAACAACACAUUGAUUCUGCACGGACCUCAAUUGACUCCGCUAUGCUACUACUGCUCACUCCGCCACCAGUGACACUCCCAACCCCAGUGCCAGAGCCAAAGCCAGAUCCAAAGCCAAAGCCAGAGACAGAGCCAGAACAAUCUUUCGAGUCUGAUCCCUCUGAAGAUGAAGAGGAGGAGGAGGAGGAGGAGGUGGAGAAGGAUGAGGUAGAGAAGGAGGAGGAGGAGGAGGAGGAAGAAGAAGAUGAUGAUGAUGAGGAGGAGGAGGAGGAGGAGGAGAAGGAGAAGGAGGAGGAAUUGAGAUCGUCUUCUCGUUCAGAGCUGGAAAUCCUGUGCAAAACGAUGGACUUUGUUGGUUUGAAGAGGUACAUCGUGAGGCAUAUGUCAGAUAAAGAUGGAUUGCUUAAACAACUUCCUAAGGCAUUGAAACUGUCGCGCAAUCCAGCAAGGCUUGUUGUGCAAUGUAUCAACAAAGGGAGCAAGAGGCAUGUCAAUAGCUCAAGGGGACGGGCUUCUUUAUUGGCUAUGGAAUGCCUCUUGUUGAUGAUGGGAGAAAGGAGAGUAGUUGCGAUUGAUAAACGGACGAAAAAUGAGGCAGAGCAGGCAGCUUUAGCAUGGCGGGCGAGGCUGAUAGCCGAAGGAGGUAUAGGAAAGGCUAAUGAAAGGGAUGCCCAGGGUUUGCUGUUGCUCAUAGGGUGUUUCGGGAUUCCACAAGGAUUUAUGGAUCGGGAUAUCAGAUUUUUGUUCAAGGCAGGUGGCGCCAUGGGGAUUUCUGGUGCCCUUAGGAGAUCAAGAGUUCUCAUGGAAAAGAUUCCACAAAUAAUACAGUGGAUGUUGAAUAACUCUUUAGUAGUUGGGGCCAUUGACAUUGCCUAUACUUUUGGAAUGGGAGAUAGAUAUAACCCUCGUAAAAUCUUGACAUCAUUUUUACAUAACUCUGAAGUGUUAUAUUUGAACAAUACUAAGGGACUUGAACAUCAAAGUAUUGCUAUGCGUGCAGGUAAAAAGAAGCACUUGUCUGAUCUGGAAUCUGUCGGGGAAUGUUUGGAACGUCACAAGAUUGAUCCUUCGAAACUCCUUCCUGGUUGGCAAAUCGAUGUGAGAAUAAUGAACUUGGAGAAAGAUAUUGCUGAUUUGAAUAUGCAUAUAGGUGAGGAAGAAGUUGCUGAAUUGACUAGGCAUAUAGGUGAUCAGAAGAUUACACAAAAGAGAAAAAUUGGUGAGACUGAGUCCUCUGGUAGUUUCAGCAACAAAGAAAUGAAACCCUCGCAUUUUCCAAAUCCAAAUCCAUGGCCUCCACAACAACAUAGAGUUGUUAAUCAUGUUGAUGACAGCAACAGCACCUUGUUAGAACACGGUGGAACUGCCGGCCAAAUUUAUGGUUAUUCUCUGGCCCCGUCGGUAUUGCAUCGAACUGUUGCAGGCUCAAUACAUCAAAAUGCUGUUGGCUCACUGGCAGGACCUGUGGGAGGUGUUGUGGCCAUGGAUGGAGCUGGAGCAGGUAAUUUAGUGAAAGGAGGUUCAUGUGUUGGAGUUCAUGGAGGGACUCUAGUUGAUCAUACACCUAGUCAAAUAGGAAGUCAUACUGGUCAGUUAUAUGGACCCCCUGGUGAUGCACACACCUAUGCUUAUAGGCCGCCAUCCUACUUUGAAGCAUCGGGCUCUAUGGGGUUGCCAAACACCAUGCCUGGUGAUGCUUAUAGGCCUCCACCAUAUUUGGAAGGCUCUAUGGGGUUGCCAAACAACAUACCGGGUGAUGCUUAUAGGCCAACACCAUACAUGGAAUGCUCCAAGGGCUUGCAAAAAAACAUAUCUGGUGAUGCUAAUCAGCCUCCACCAUACAUGGAAGGCUCUGCACAGUUGCCAAACACCAUACCUGCACCAUAUCAGUUUGCUGAUACUGUUCCAUCUGCUGCCCUUGCUCAUCCUUCACCCUCCUUGUACUGGAAGAGAUAGUUUUGCAUUGGGCAGGCAUUAUUUCUAACGUAGUUUCCCUUUUGUAGUAUACCCAAUCUAGAAGUGAUCUCGCACGCAUGGUCUUGGAGAAGGUUGUAGUUCAUUAGCUACUAUAAAGCUCUGGUGAAUGUUCGGCCUAGCAUAGUGAUGUCUAAAUUCUACCUGGAAAACUUUCAUUUGUUUGGAAAGAUUUCAAAAAUUACAAUAACUUUUUACAGAGGUAAAAGAGAUAAAUAACUGAUCGACUUCCCUUUGCUUUCUCCUCCCUUCCAACAAACAUGAUUUUCUAACAAUCUUGUUUUCCCUUUUCCUCAUCCAGUCCAGCAGGUCACAAUGGUUCCUUGGAAAACCCAAGGUCGUGGGUUCAAUUCCUCAAACACGCAUCUUCCUUUUUUCCAAGUGUGACAUUCUUGUAAAUUUUCGCCUGAGAUGAGAUUAAAUGAAGAAACAAGAAUCGUGAGGGAUACAUAUGAUGUUUGUUGUUUUGAUGGUCUCUUCAAUUGUUGACUGGAGUCUCCUGUGGGCAUGUGCACUUGUAUAUGUUGUUUGUCUCUCCAUUCUUACGAGUAAAUGUUGGACCUGCAUCUUUUUAUUUGCUCCAUUGAUGUUAUGAAAUGAUAUAGUUCUUGCAUUUAGCUUAAAUGUGUCAAAAUUUUAGAUUUUCUAUUAUGGAUAGUCUACCCAAGGUUGUAGUUUAUUGCUUGGUGUGAAUUGUUUGAUCUUUGGCCAUCAGCCUUUGAUACAUGAUUUGCAUAUCUAUUGUCUAGAAGAUAUAUUCUGAAGUUGACCUACGACUUAUGAAUCAAUCCUUUUGAUUUGGGAUUUGGGGGAUCAAUUUUAAUGUUUGUUUCUAUGUUGCUUAGGUAGGUGGUCGAGUGUGUUAUGUUUCAAUUGCUGUGAUGUAGAACAGCUGAAGGUGGUUGAGUAUGUUAUAUUCAAUUUCUUUUAUUCCUAACUUCGCAUUUUAGUUUAUGGGCUUGAAGAUAUGCAUCAUAUGGAAACUACAUUUACUUGAUUUGUUUUAUUUCUGUUUGAAGUUUGACUUCAUUAAAGUGUCUGUUUUUAUAUGCAGUUCAGCUGUGCAUACAAUAUUUUUGUUGCUCCUGAAGUCAAUUUUUUUGCUUGUUCAUAAAUGCACCUUUAUAUUUCCUGCUGGUUACAGGGGGAAACUCCGCCUUUUUGAGCUUGCUUACAUUUGUAGGUCCUAAGUAGACAACCAACAGUCAUUAUAAUGGAUCGUAACAUUACAAGAUAAGAUGGGCUAAGAUGCAUUGACACAGACGGGGGGAGAGAUUGAUGGGCAAACCUUGGCCUGAACACUGAUUGUGUGAAUUUGCAUCUGUUUCCACUGUUUUUUACUCAGCAUUUGUGACUUUUGGCUUGAAUGAGAUGUAUAAUAGAGACAACAGUUCAACUAUUAUGUAUGAAUUGAAAUUGGGAUUUCAGCAAUGCCCCAGAUAUAGUCAUAUGAGAAUUUGUAGCAUAUUUCUUUCUUGUAACAUUUAUGUAAAAUCUUACAGCUUCCUAUUGAUCUCCACAAUGCAUUUUGUACUUUUACAAUUGCUUGAAUGGCCAUAUGAGGUAUAAAUCUUCAUAAUGUUUAACGUGCUA
Messenger RNA from Solanum pennellii, 3840 nucleotides. RefSeq lists its product as uncharacterized. Bases 70 to 2229 code for a protein of 719 amino acids. NCBI's taxonomy places the organism in Eukaryota, Viridiplantae, Streptophyta, Magnoliopsida, Solanales, Solanaceae. The record is from RefSeq and is a predicted model, not a curated record. The transcript is spliced from 2 exons.